This is a messenger RNA of Porites evermanni, 2590 nucleotides long. NCBI's taxonomy places the organism in Eukaryota, Metazoa, Cnidaria, Anthozoa, Scleractinia, Poritidae. The record is from the annotation of a GenBank genome assembly.
AACCCCGUCUUGAACAUCUUCAAGGUUCCCCCGACAGACAUUAGUAUCAAUGAUUGUCGAAUUUCCACGUUUAGUCCUGUGGGGAAAAGCAUCACACCCAUUCAAUUUGAUCUUCCUUCUAUGCAAGAAUUUGUCGAUCUUUCCAGAAGUUACUUCACCAUGAGACUGAAACUAGCCAUGUCGGAUGGAGCACCCAUCAAGACCACCGAUGAUCUGUUUCUAGUGAAUAAUCUCGCUCACAGCAUGAUCAAACAAAUCACGGUACGACUCAAUGGUACUCUCAUCAACCCACACACAGAUACCUAUCCUUACAAGGCCAUGUUUGAAACUAUCCUAAAUUAUGACAGAGAAGAUGGAGAAACCAUCCUAAGACCACAAGGUUGGGUCAAUGCACUGGAUAUCCCCGAAAAGUGGUUGCAGACAGCCUCGGGUAACACGGACAUCAAGACAUCUGCCUGGUCCAAACAUCAGCAAGCUAAUUUCAAACUGAUCCAAGCAGAAUCUGGCAGAUACUACAAUGACAGUAAUAGCAGUUUGCUGGAACUUCAUCUCAAGAUGAGACCCCAUGUAGAACCCUUUUGGUUUCCUUACGCAUUGAAACCUGGAGUCCAAAUGCAGUUUGAAAUCCAUUUCCAUGAUCCUAAAUUCUGGACCAUGGUAGCUGAUACCAGUACCAAGAAAAUAAGAUUCACCGAGUCUGAUAUUGACAUGCGAUUCCACCCAGCCCGAUUGAGUCUUAACUCCAGUAUCUACAACAGUCUCACCCUACAGACCCAAAACAAUGCUAGAAAAGUCACCUACCCAGUGGUACGAAGUGAACUGAGAACAUUCAUCUGGAACUCAGACAACCAAGUACGGUUCGAAGAAAAUAAUAUCUUCAAUGGCAAAGUCCCACAGAGGGUGCUGCUUGCUAUUGUGGAUAGUAAAUCCUUCAAUGGCACCAAAAACUAUUACCCCUUCUCCUUCCUCAAAGCUAAAAUAAAGACCAUCAAACAGAAAAUCCAAGGAGAAGAGUAUCCCUAUGAAACGUUGGAACUCACUCAGGAUGAUCGAUAUGACUACGAUGGUUAUUAUCGAUUCCUGCAGGCAAGUGGAGCACUGAUUAAGAGUCAGCCCAACAUGUUGAGAGAAGAAGAUUGGGGAGAAGAUAGAUACUGUAAUCUGUUCAUGUGGAACAAUGUAGGCAGUGGCAAUGCUGACACAGGCAUGAUGAACCCCAAUAAAAAGGGUGACGUACGCAUUGAGAUUGAAACACAUGCAGCUAUAGGGGUUGUCACCACAGUGUUAAUCUACGGUGAAUUCGAAAACCUUGUGACGGUGGAUAGCAUGAAUGACGUGGAAUACAACAUCUACGAGUGAUGGAAAGUGUGGCACUCAGUGAUCAACAACUCAAUUACUUGGCCCGACAAGACCCUGUUCUAACAUCUUAUUUUCGAGGCGUUUUCCCAUCCGACAAAUUACCUGAAUCCCCCAAUAAACGCACUUCUGCAUACAUUGUCAAUACAGAUCCACAUGAUAAACCCGGCCUACAUUGGAUCGCCAUUUGGACGGAUCAUGGCGUAUGCGAGAUGAUGGACAGUUAUGCUUUACCUCUCGAGUAUUACGAAUCCAAACCAUUACAAAGAUGGACAAGAAAAUGGAAACAUGUCGUAUCCAAUGGACAAGCUUUACAAAGCCUCUCCAGCAAAGCCUGCGGACAUUAUUGUUUAUUUUAUUUACAGGCCAAAGCCAAAGGUUAUUCCAUGCAAGAUUUUUUAGCCUGUUUUUCCGACAAAGAUUAUGUUGCCAAUGAUCAUAAAGUGGGGCAAAUGUUAACUAAUUUCAUCACAGAUAAACGCACUUGGCGUGAAGCUUGUCAUCGCCCCAGUUCACAAACUUGUACUUCUUGUCAAUAAAAGGACUUGUACCCUUUUACCGUUGUUGUUAAAUCAUGUUUGUUCUACCUCGACACUAUCAAUUGUAUACCCCUGCGGGACAUAUGAUAGUAGGUCCCUCGGGAUGUGGAAAAACCAACUUAGUCGAAAACCUAUUAUGCAACAACCUAGAUCUAUUCAAGGAAAAACCUCAUUCCAUUCACUAUUGCUAUGGCGCAUGGCAACCGGCAUACCAACGUAUGAAACAAUGCGGUAUACGUUUUCAUCAAGGUGUGCCUCAAGAACAGCACAUCACCUCUUGGUUUCCAAAAGGGGGUAUUCUAAUCUUAGAUGAUCUCAUGGAUGAAUGCGGCAAUGAUAAAAAUAUCUUGGAUAUCUUCACCAAAUAUUCCCAUCACAGAAACGUCACGGUCAUCUAUCUUUUACAAGAUAUUUUUCCCAUUGGAAAAUACUCCAAGACCAUCUCCAGAAAUGUCCAUUAUGUCUGGGCUUUCAAAAAUCCGCGCGAUCAAGUGGGUAUUCGCAAUCUACUCUUACAAGCUUUUCCAAGCAAUUGGUCGACGGUCUUGGACACUUUCCAAAAAGUCACUGAAGCACCGCAUGGGUAUCUCUUGUUGGAUUUCCAUCCCACCAGUCCCGAUACACAACGAGUACUCAGUCAUGUAUUAAAAGAUCAGGGCAUCACCAAUUGUUGGCAGUUUGAUCAACAUGCCACG